AUGGCGCAACCAAAGUCACCGCAGAAGAUUGUUUUUGGGUCGAUGACCUUGGGGAAAGAAGGUGCUGAGCAAGCCCGUGUCCACUCGCUCGAGGAGGCAGGAAAGAUUUUGGAUGUGUUCCAAGCUCACGGACACAUCGAGGUUGACACGGCCCGAUCCUAUGCCGGGGGCUCGACCGAGGAAUUCCUUGGCGCUCUUGGAUGGCAAGACCGCGGAAUCGUACUCGAUACCAAGCUCUCACCCGUACCCGCGCAGCUCAAGUAUAACCACACGCCGUCGGACCUGCGUCGAGGCCUCAAGGACUCUCUCGCCGCCCUCAAGACGGAAAAGAUUGACCUAUGGUACCUCCAUGCGCCGGACCACUCGGUCCCGUACGAGGACACUCUACGCGAAGUCAAUGAAUUGUACAAGCAGGGCUACUUUAAGCGGUUUGGCAUCAGCAACUACGCGGCAUGGGAGGUGGCCCAGAUUAGCGAGCUCUGCAUCCGCCAUGGGUGGAAGCGGCCUGACGUGUACCAGGGCGUGUACAAUGGCAUUCACCGCGGCGUCGAGCCGGAGCUGUUCCCUUGUCUGCGCUACUAUGGUAUUGCCUUUUACGCCUUCAACCCCCUCGCCGGCGGCUUCUUGACGGAGCGCUACCAGCGAGACACGGCGAUUGCCGACUUGGAAAAGGGCAGCCGCUUUGACCCAGAGAGGAUGCAGGGACGUAGCUACCGCGGCCGAUACUGGAACGAGACGUAUUUUGAUGCGCUGGACGCAGUGAGGCCGGUUGCGAAAAAGCUUGGGAUCAGCACGGCCGAGGCGGCGCUGCGAUGGGAGAGCCACCAUGGACAACUUGACCGGGAGAAGGGCGAUGCGAUCAUCAUCGGGGCCAGCAGCGCUGCUCAAUUGGAGGAGAAUCUGGUCAAUUUGGAAAAGGGCCCGUUGCCCGACGAGUUGGUCAAGGCAUUUGACGAUGCCUGGAAUAUUGCAAAGGCGGUGGUCGCUCCAUACUUCCGAUGA
Molecule: messenger RNA, 1002 nt
Organism: Pestalotiopsis fici W106-1
Lineage: Eukaryota; Fungi; Ascomycota; Sordariomycetes; Amphisphaeriales; Sporocadaceae
Exons: 2
Coding region: 1-1002 (333 amino acids)
Source: RefSeq, a predicted model, not a curated record